CACCUGCUCGCACUGAUCAUCUGGAGCUGAAGAAAGGCUGCUUUGACACCACAAACAUUUUGGCUAUAAAUCGAUUCGAGACAAGAGAUUUGGACUUAAAAAUGCCGACCCAGAAAGACAAGAGAAAAGAGUAUCUAACUGUGAAAGACCUGCAGAAGGUUUUGGACUCUUGUAAGCUGCACCUCAAUCAGAUUGAUGAAGUGUGGCCAAACAUCUACAUAGGAAAUGUGGCAGUAGCCCAAAACAAGGCUGCCCUGCUGAAAUUAGGUAUAACUCAUGUGUUAAACGCUGCUCACUCCAAGCGAGGCAGCAUAGGGAACCACAGCUUUUAUGGCAACGACUUUGUGUAUUUUGGCAUUCCAGCAGAUGACUCAACUCACUUUGAUCUGGAUGUUUACUUCCAGCCUGCAGCAGAUUUCAUUCACAAAGCUCUGAAGUCACCUGGUGGGAAGGUUCUGGUGCACUGCAUCAUGGGAAUGAGUCGCUCGUCGACCUUGGUGCUGGCCUACCUCAUGAUCUACCAUCACCUUCCGCUCAAACAGGCUUUGCAGAAGCUGAUCCAGAGGAGGGCCAUCUAUCCAAACAGGAAUUUCCUGGCUUUGCUGCUGGAUCUGGAUCUUCAGCUGACAAAGAAAAAGAAAUCGUGCCAGAUUCUGUAAUCCAGUCCGGAGGUGUUCAGACUUCUCACCCUCACAGCGGUAGGGUUCUUAGCAGCUUGUUGGCCCAGCGGUCCAAACUGGGAUGUUUCCAUAGAAAAGCUGCUGUCAACAAGUGACAGAAUGUUCACAAGACUUGGUUUAACAAGACAAAGUCAGUGGGGCGAAGGAGACUGUUUCUACCAGAAUGUUGUGCAGUAGCAUUGUCUUAGAUUUAAUUUUAUUGCAUUUACCUGAACCUAAUAUGUACAUGAGUUUGUGAUAAAGAUUCUGACCCAGUCAAGUUUCAUUUGCUGUUUUUUGCAACUCCUUUGAAGUCUGGAAUGAAUUUUCCACAAGCCUUUAAUUGCAGCACUCUGUUCAACCGCUUCAGGUCAGUUUUGACCCUGUGCCAUGAUACUGCCACCACUGUGCAACUGAAAUGGUGUUAGAAGAAAAUGCAGCAAAGAUUUUGGUAUUUUUAGAGCUGUCGUCUUACAGUUGUAGCUUUAGAUGCUUGACUGAAGGUCUAGAUGUGUGGCGUGAUAAUAUGUUUGGGUGUUUUUAUCUCAAAUGAACACCAAGCAUUGAGUUCUUUAUAAAACAUGUUAGUUAGGGCUCACAUGUGAUUCAUUUAGAGGCUGAAAAUGAGAAGAUAUUUCUUUAAAGACAGAUUGUUUAUGUCAUGGUUCACAUGGUAAUGUAAUUCAGUCAUUGUUGCCAAAGGAAGAUUUCUCAAUGACUUCCUAAAGAGAACAGAUGUGAAUGUGAAAGGAGACUUUACACCUGUUAGCUCAUUCAACAGCUUCAGUUAAUUUAAAUAAACACAUUUUCUGUUUUAUUUUUUCAGAAAAGGUAAAUUAAAGGUGUAUAAUGUGAGAACGAGGAAGGAGUGACAUGUGGUCAGAUGUAGGUACUGCAGCCUAUAUUUUGAAAACACACCAGUCACUUUUUCACUACUGUUCCAUGAGUUUUGUGGCCAGUUACGGAUCAGAACCAGAAGAUUCUAGAUGAGUGAAGAAGAGUCAGUUGGUAAGUAAACACAUGUCACUGUCAUAUCGAGUUGUUGGUAAUUGAAAAUGUAGCUUCAGGUAUUUUUAGAGCCAACUAUUUGCUUCUAACUCACCUUUAGCAUUGUUAGCAAUGUUAGCCUCUAGCCUGCUAAAGUAAAACAAAAACAUGCUGUGGCUUCUUAGGGGUACAAGAAAUAACUUUUGCGCCACUUAUGUUUACUGACUUUGGAUCUUUACAUAACGUUUCUGCGUUUUGCUGACUGGUGACGAAUUACAAAUGCCAGAGCUGUAGCGCUGACUCUGCGACCGACUCGGCUCACAUGUUGUAAACAAAGACUAUGGCCCUCUUUGACCUUUUUGAAAGGAGAAAAACUGACAACCCCCAUGCAGUCGGCUGAGAAGGAAAUCUGUUUAAAUGCAACCUUCCUUCUUUCCUUCAUGACAGAAAAAUUAGACUGUUUUGUGAUCAUUUCACUGUUAAAUCCUUACAUAUUGUACCUUUAACUGGAAACUGCUUGGCCAUGAUGAACUUACUUACUUACUGCAAAUCUUAAUAAAGCGUUAGACAAAGAUGAA
Nothobranchius furzeri (turquoise killifish) is the source of this 2224-nucleotide messenger RNA. RefSeq names its product dual specificity protein phosphatase 13A. The record is from RefSeq and is a predicted model, not a curated record. Gene Ontology annotation, biological process: protein dephosphorylation; negative regulation of MAPK cascade. NCBI's taxonomy places the organism in Eukaryota, Metazoa, Chordata, Actinopteri, Cyprinodontiformes, Nothobranchiidae. Gene Ontology annotation, cellular component: cytoplasm. Gene Ontology annotation, molecular function: MAP kinase phosphatase activity; protein tyrosine/serine/threonine phosphatase activity.